AAUCAGAUAUGAAGUGUAAGAAAAACUGUAAAACACUUUAAAUUAGUAUUGUUUGUACCAAGCUACGUAAACAAAAUUCAGUGAUCAUGGCAGAACAAAUAUUUAUGAUAGAAGUUUUCGUUAAAAAAAUUAUACUUAAAAUCGACCCUCCCGAAAAAGACGAAUAUGAGUUAAAAAUGGAGGAAGAGGAAAGAAAAAGAGAGGCUGAACUAGCAGCAGCAAAAGAAGCAGCAGAAGCAGCAAAAAAAGGAAAAAAGAAACCACCGAAACCUAAGAAACCUAAAAAAGGAAAGAAAGGAAAAAUACCUCCUGGACCUUCCGAAGAAGAAUUGAAAUUUAUGAAAACGUGUAGUAUGCAAAUGACCUGUUUACCGGUAUUUGAUUUUAGUGUAGCUCAUGACAACUUUGUUGCACCUCCUCCUCCGCCUCCACCUCCAAAAAAAGGUAAAAAGGGUAAACCAGCUAAGCCUAAAAAAGGUAAAAAAGGUAAACCUCAACCAUUCAAGCGUGUGUUGCCAUCAGAGCCUUUACCACAACCACCCUAUUUCGGGGUUGGAAAUGCUGUGGCAUUUAUCUCAAGACCAACGACGCUAGAAGAAUUACUAGUUAACACCCCCAUAUAUAUAACUGUAUGGAACCGGGACGAAAAUUUGAAUUGCGUAGGAUUUUCUAUAGUUCACUGGCACAAAUCUUUUAUUGAGUGUCUUAAAAAAGCCGAAAAUUACAAUCCUAUAGAUUGGGAUCAGGGUGAAUAUAGAGAUACUAAUCAUAUGGAAAUGGUCACUAAUACAGUUGAAUACGUACGUGGGUUGCAAUGUGAAGAAGAUUUAAAAGCAUCCGGAGAAGUUGAAUUUAUUAUUCGAUUAACUUGCUUAGGUAAUAAAAUUCGCUCAGACUACGUCACCAUACCAGAAAUUCCAGAACAGCGAAUAAGUGGUAGGUAUUACUUAAACGACGACUUAAAAUUGAAAGAUAUCGAAGUUAUUCGACACUGGGAAGGUACUUUCAUUGAAAUGAUUCCUCCCGUGGCGUAUCUUUUUGGUGCUCCAGACAUCGUCCGAGAGCCUAUUUUGCCUGAUGAGGAACCUAGAAUUUACGAUGACUUUGUGGCACCCUUCACUUCUAGCGAAUUAGCGAUUCUUUCAAUGGGCUUUCCUAAAGGCCCUUGUGGUGGUACAAACUGCCCUAGACGAAUGGAUUAUAGGGGUAGUCAGCACCAAUUUAUUCCCGGCGAAACUGUCAAAGGAAAAUAUCAACAUGGCAUUUUUGUCAACAAAAGAGACGUUCAUGGUCCGUGUGGUAGAUUAGAUUGUCCUCUAGCAAAAAAAAUUCGCGCCUAUAUAUGUAAUGAAGGUGCUUAUAAAACUUGUAGAAAGCCAUGUCCUAAGGACUAUUACUAAAUUUAAUUCUGAAUCAAAAUCUAAAAUGGUUUUUGUGCGCACACUGAUAUGAAUCAUUAAUUUUGAAUAUUUGUUGUCGAGACAAGCAUUUUGGUCAUAUAAAUUAAUAUGAUGUACUUAUAUGGUGUUGAAAAGAGAUAUUAGAUGUAUGUGAUUUUAUAACUUCAUUAUCACCAUAUUAAUUUAAUUUUGGCAAAGCAGUUAACUAGUAUACUUUUAAAUAAUAUAAUUAUUAUAACAUUAUGACGUACAAUAUGAGUAUGAAAGAGAUUGUUUUAGUUUCAUAAGCUUUUGCGCUAGAACAUUGAACAUACUAAUUUAUAAUAGACACAAGAAUGGUAUAUGGUCAUAGCGGAAGUCCCCAGAAUUUAUAGUACAUAAUAACUUAAAACGUACUACAGUUGAAAUAAAACUUAGUUACAAUGACGGUUAAAUUAGGUUUCUUGUUCAUCAAAGCAAUUUGAGUCAUUAUUGUUUGAGGCAUAUCCGUACUUUCUCUUUUUAAGACUCGCACUUGUAACGUUUAAAGCUGAAAAAUUCAGAAAUGAAUUUUGUACUUGCGUAGAUAACAAUGACAAUACAAAUAAUGCCAGAAAACUGCCAGAACGGCUAAAAAUAUAUUAUUCUAAUUUGUUCAUAUUAUAUUAAAUAGUUGGAAUUUGUAUACAUACUUAAAUUUAAACGAAACUCUGGGAAAAGAUCAAUAUAAC
Molecule: messenger RNA, 2110 nt
Organism: Hyposmocoma kahamanoa
Lineage: Eukaryota; Metazoa; Arthropoda; Insecta; Lepidoptera; Cosmopterigidae
Exons: 2
Coding region: 87-1400 (437 amino acids)
Source: RefSeq, a predicted model, not a curated record